Molecule: messenger RNA, 438 nt
Organism: Protopterus annectens (West African lungfish)
Lineage: Eukaryota; Metazoa; Chordata; Ceratodontiformes; Protopteridae
Product: pre-intermoult gene 1 protein-like
Exons: 2
Coding region: 1-438 (145 amino acids)
Source: RefSeq, a predicted model, not a curated record
AUGGUAACAGUAGUAACAGUAGUAACAGUAGUAGCUGUAGUAGCAGUAAUAGCAGUAGUGGCAGUAGCAGUACUAGCAGUACUAGUAGUAGCAGCAGUAACAGGAGUAGCAAGCAGUAGAAGCAGUAGUAGUAGCAGGAGUGGCAGUAGCAGUACUAGCAGUAGUAUUAGUAAUAGCAGUAGUAGCAUUAACACAACUAAUACCACGCCUUUUAGAGGCGAAGACAGCUCAUGUUUAUGUAUUGAUGAAACGGACUCUGCAAGAGCAGAUGUUAAUGACGAACCUGGUGGAGUAGUCCAUCAAGGUGUCAGGCGUAGUAAUAGAUUAAAAGGUAACCAAAACAAUAAAACUGGCUACAACAAUAAUAACAAAGGCGGUUUUUUAGGACAACGAAACCGCAGGACACCGUCUACCAACAACAGGAACAGACGGUAUUAG